UCAGUGGCUUGCGAGUUAUCUUCCUGGGCAUUCAUGCAUUUGUUGUUGUUUCCGUUCAAAAUUUAUCGUCUUUGAUGCUAGAUUCGAAAUUUUUGAACUGUAAAAUCGAGAAAUUCUAGGGUUUCACGGUGUAUUAACGCACAUGGGGACUCUGCAAGAUCUGAUCGAAGAAGCAAAGGUUCGAACGGUAUGGUGGGCUCUCUGUAUAUUCGCAGUUUGCUACUUCAUAACGCACACUAGCAAAUCAAUGUGGAUGAAUGUGCCGAUUGCAGUGUUGCUGGUGUCUGUGUUACGGCUACUAUUGAAUGAGGUGGAGUUUCAUUGGAAACCUCAAAAGGUUAGACCAUACACAUACUUGUCACACUUGGAAAAGAAGCAACUAUCUGUGAAUGAUUCCCGUCUUUCUACAUCACUGCCCCCACUGAAAUGGAAGAGGAAGAUUGAUGCACCACUUGUAGAAGCCGCGAUGGAGGACUUUGUGAACAAGCUUUUGCAUGAUUAUGUAAUAGAUUUGUGGUAUUCUGAUAUUACGCCUGACAAGGAAGCACCUGAACUAAUAUAUCGAGUAAUUAUGGAUGCCCUUGCUGAGAUAUCUCAAAGAGUGAAAGAAAUUAACCUUGUUGACCUGUUGACAAGGGAUAUAGUUGACCUGAUAGGCGAUCAUCUGGACCUUUUCCGAAAAAGCCAGGCUGCUAUUGGCAGGGAUGUAAUGGCGACACUGUCUUCUGAAGAGAGGGAUGAGAGAUUGAAGCACCAUUUAUUGGUCUCCAAAGAACUUCACCCAGCUCUGAUAUCGGCAGAGUGUGAGUACAAGGUUCUUCAGCGGCUCAUCAGUGGAGUCCUAGCUAUAGUUCUAAGACCAAAGGAAGCUCAAUGUCCUUUGGUUCGAUGCAUUGCUCGAGAAAUUGUAACUUGUUUGGUAAUGCAACCUAUAUUGAACUUUGCCAGUCCAUGGUACAUCAAUGAGUUGAUCGAAUAUAUUUUUGCAGCGAUUAAGGAUUUUAUCAAAGAUAUCGCAACCAAUGUAGAGGGCCAUGAUCAUGAUCAUGCAGAAAAUGUACAGAGUAGUGAUUCUUCGUUCACAAUGACUGCAUCUGAUGUUUCAGGAAACUCCAUGCCUAAUUUAAUUCAAGACGAGCAUCCACGAUCCGCUGAAUGGGCCCGUGCCCUUGAAGCAGCAACUCUUAAAAGAACAGAAGUUCUAAUGCCUGAAAACCUUGAGAAUAUGUGGACAAUAGGGAGAAACUAUAAGAAAAAACUCAAGAAGUAUGCUUCUAUUGAGUCUCAAGAUCCUGGAGAAUUCGUUUCUUUGGGUGAUGCAAAAAAUAUAGUAAAGGAAAUAGCAACUCAGGAGGAUGAAAUAUUUCCAGAAAAGGAUGAUAAGUCUCUGGAAGCUGAAGAUGCUGGCGCCAUUAUAAGCCCUGAAAGCAAAACUAAGUUUAAGAGAUUUAAUAGCACCUCCGAUUUGAAUAUCCUAUUAGAGAUGGAAGAUCAGUUGGCUAGCAAAGGUGAACCUACUAUAUCACAACUUAAUAAUGCAGACGUUGGGAGGAAUACUGAAGAACAUAGCAACACUAGUGCAUCAGAAAUGAUGUUACACAGUGACAAACAUCAAAUUCCAAAGCUCAAGUGCCGGGUUAUAGGAGCAUUUUUUGAGAAACUAGGUUCACAAUCAUUUGCAGUUUACUCAAUUGCAGUGACUGAUAUUGAUAAUAACACUCGGUUCGUGAAGAGAAGAUACAGGAACUUUGAGAGAUUGCAUCGACACCUGAAGGAAAUUCCGAAUUACACCUUACAUUUGCCUCCUAAAAGGAUUUUUUCUUCAAGCACAGAAGAUGCUUUUGUUCAUCAGCGUUGUAUUCUGCUUGACAAGUAUUUGCAAGAUCUUUUGUCCAUUGCUAAUGUUGCCGAGCAACAUGAAGUGUGGGAUUUUCUAAGUACUUCCUCAAAGAGCUACUCGUUUGGAAAGUCUCCGUCAGUGAUGAAAACUUUGGCAGUUAAAGUGGAUGAUGCUGUGGAUGAUAUAGUACGCCAAUUUAAAGGAGUCUCUGAUGGUUUAGUGAGGAAAGUUGUUAGCUCCCCUUCUGCUGCUUAUACUCCACUUGCAGGCAAAACUUUUGCCUGGAACGAUGAUGAGAUCAAUAAACUUUCAUUCAAGCAAAACACUUCAGAACCGUUGAGCAGUUUGUCUGAUAAAGAUGAUGGCGAUAAAGAUGGAGGGUCCAGCCCACAAACCAAUGAAUGGCAUUCCGACAAUGAAGUCAACUCAAAAGAGUUACCCCAUCAAGCAAUAAAACAUGAACCUGUCAGUGCUAGUGGAUGUCCUGAAGCAAAUUUUGCAAUUGUCUCAGGUCAACAAGAGGGACCGCUUGUGGCUCCCCCAGAGUGGAGUCCUCCAAAUCUAAGUGUGCCUAUUCUGAAUUUAGUAGACAACGUAUUUCAACUUACAAAAAGAGGUUGGUUAAGAAGACAAGUGUUUUGGAUAUCAAAGCAAAUAUUGCAGUUGAUGAUGGAAGACGCUAUUGAUGACUGGCUGUUGAGGCAAAUUCAUUGGAUCCGGAGAGAGGAGGUCAUUGCCCAAGGAAUACGAUGGCUCCAAGAUAUUCUUUGGCCUGAUGGCACUUUCUUCCUCAAAGCAACCACUCAAAGUGAAAAGAAUGAUGGUCAAUCAAAUCAACAACAAUAUGGGCAGCCGACGAGACAGUUUCCAAUGAGUCAGACAUCUAAAGGAGGAUCUUUUGAGCAACAGCUUGAGGCUGCUCGCAGAGCUAGUAAUGUAAAAAACAUCCUUUUCAAUAGUGCCCCUAGUGCUUUAGUCCGCUUGAUUGGGCAAAAGCAGUACAGACGUUGUGCUCGAGAUAUAUACUAUUUCCUUCAGUCUACUAUAUGCUUAAAGCAAGUAGCAUUUGCAAUUCUUGAACUUGUGCUAGUGUCCAUCUUUCCAGAGUUACGGGAUGUUGUGAAGGAUAUCCAUGAACAGAUGCGCUCUCAACCUGCGUAAGGAUUAGAGUUUUAUUUCUCCUCAGGUGAUGAUAAAACCAAGAAAAGUAAUGCAAUCAGCUACAGGAUGAGCUACUGAAAGCAGUGGCUUGACCAGCUAACUCUUUUCUUAGGCCAGAAAUAGGAAUUUUGAAAUGUGUGAAGAUUCUUUCUUGGACGUGAGAAUAGCGCUUGCCCAACGUGCUCACGUUUUGUACAGAAUGUAAAUUAGAGCGCGCAUUGACAUGUGUAGGAAACACAUUCUUUUGCAUACUCUUUUGACAGCUGCGCUCUGCAUGCUCAACUCAAAAUAUGCAACUCCAUUCUUUAUUCAUAUACUUCCCAAGUAUUGUUUUGUAAA
Messenger RNA from Ipomoea triloba (trilobed morning glory), 3340 nucleotides. RefSeq lists its product as uncharacterized. Gene Ontology annotation, molecular function: phosphatidylinositol binding. Lineage: Eukaryota; Viridiplantae; Streptophyta; Magnoliopsida; Solanales; Convolvulaceae. The coding region runs from base 143 to 3001 and encodes 952 amino acids. The record is from RefSeq and is a predicted model, not a curated record. The transcript has 16 exons.